Messenger RNA from Lizanozyma spartinae, 6456 nucleotides. RefSeq names its product adenylate cyclase (gene CYR1). The transcript has a single exon. The coding region runs from base 1 to 6456 and encodes 2151 amino acids. Gene Ontology annotation, molecular function: protein binding. The record is from RefSeq and is a predicted model, not a curated record. NCBI's taxonomy places the organism in Eukaryota, Fungi, Ascomycota, Pichiomycetes, Serinales, Debaryomycetaceae. Gene Ontology annotation, biological process: intracellular signal transduction; cyclic nucleotide biosynthetic process.
AUGAGCUUCUUUAAAAGGGAGAAGUCUCGGAGUAACUUGAGACAAGCAUUAGGGUUGUCCAUGAGCUCGGCGCCGGCUGCUGGACAGUUAGCGAUCACAAACUCACCUGACCCUAAUGAAAGACAUAUUGGUGAUGUUUCUCCCACAACAUAUACUCCUCCAAUUGUGACCAGUAAUGAUAAUGAUACUCAGCAUAACAAUGAUACUCAACCUGGUCACCACCCUUCAAUGAAAUCUAAUUUAUCUUCACAGCUCACUUCUAGUCGGAGUAACUCGACUCUUUCUCCCACUGUCUCUGCAAAUUCAUUCGAUAAAUCCGACCAUCUUCUGAGCUCAGUGACUCGUCUGACCUCAAGGAAACAGGGAUCAAGAAGCAAAGAAGCCAUUCACUUCAACUCAAGUUAUGACGAUAACUCAGAAAAACUCCCUGCUUCAACCCCCACUUCGUUCAGAUCAGGUUCAGGGUCGGCCGGAGCUUCUUUAAGUGAUCAUGAAAGCCAUCAUUCCAAUACUCAACCAGGUACUUCCCCUGUCCCAAUUUCAAUUUCACCUUCGGCUUCUCCUACCCCCGGAUCCUCAACUCGUAAGAGUUUGGACAAUAGUCAUUUACCUCAUUCAUUGCAUUUCACCGCCUUAGACCGUCAUCUUGGAACCACCCAAUCCUCUGUAUCGUCAUAUGGUUCUGCAACUACUCCGCCCGAGUGUUCUUCUCAACUAUCAGCUAGUAACUUGAGUACCGACUCAGCUCCUCAAGUCAGAAGUCAUAGUACAACCCUUCCAGCUACUCAGCACCUGCUUACUGCUGCAAGUAGCAGUAAUAUUCAUCAGCCACAUCACCAUUCAAUAUCCGGUUUACCAUCUACCAGUGGCGGAGGAGGAGGAAAAGGAGGAAAAGGAGGAAAAGGAGGAGGAGGAGGAAAAGGAAGAGGAGAAGGAGGAGGACUAACCUGUAAAAUGCUGCUGUCUAAGUCAACAAUACCAGCACAUGCCUUCUCAUCAAGUUUACGUUCGGAUGCAGAAUAUAGUCCUAGAUCUUCUGUUAUAUCAUUGGACCGUUUGAACAAUGGCUCAGGCCACAACGUUUUAAAAGAUAAUUAUAAGGGAUUUCAUGCCAACAGAAGACCGACUGGAAUUGAUAACGUCCCUCCAUUGACCAGUCCAAUUACUCCAAAAUUCAAAAAAAGAAGUGGAUUCUUAGGUAAACUUAUUGCUAACAGGAAGGAUUCUAAUUCAUUAGCUCAUAAUAAUAAUGUUGAUGAAAGUGGGGAAUUACCUAACCCUCAGAAUUCAAGAGCUAAUUCUGUUUUCAGUAGUGGUCACAGGUCCUCAGUGGGACAAGAUUACACUAGGAAAUCAUCCAAUGCAUCAACAUCAAGUGCCCACUCAAAAUUCAGAUUACCCUCGCUAGCUUUUGAGCAUUUAUCCCAUCACCAUGGUAGUAAUGCACCUUGGAACUUGGAAAAUUCAGCCCAUAUGACCCCUUCAGGUCAAGCUACGUUACAUACACCAGGUUCGAGAGCUGUUUCUGACGCAAAUCCAAGUUCAAGUACUGCUUCCUUCUUUAAUUUAGAUGCUACCUUGAACUUAAAUGAUUUGUCGGGGAUUGUAAAGACAAAGAAGGAUUCAGAAGGGAACGUGGCUAACCCGAGUGACGCUCCAAGCGAAGUGGUUUCAAUUGAUUUACAAUCAACUCAAGAUACUAAUGCUGCUGCUAUUCGUAGGGCCUCUUCCACUCCAGGUAUAGCUUUGAACUCAGACAUUACAUCAUCGCAAGCUGGAGGAGGCCUCCCCAAUCCUCAUGAACACCAGAAAUCCAUUUGGAUGGCUCCAGACUCAUGGGACGUCAAGGGAAAUGACUUAAUAAGCUCAGAUUUACCCGAAACAGGUUCCGACUCUGAUAAUGAUGAAGAUUUUACGGAAAAACCAUCAAAGGAAGAGUCAAAAGUCACCACUCGAAGUGAACAGGUAAUGGUAACAAAGCCAACAGAAAAUGAAAGAAUUCCAUUAGGAUCACCUUUAAGCUCUACCUUAGAGGUAAAUAAGAAGUCGCUUUUGCCUGUUUUAUACGGUUCAAAGACUCUGCAACAAGUAGUCAUUCCUGAAGCAAAAAAGAAAAACCAUAUCAUACGGAUAUUCAGAGAAGAUAACACUUUUACGACAAUAUUAUGUUCUUUGGAAAUUACUGCAAUAGAAUUACUUCCUAUUGUUCAAAAGAAGUUCUUUCUUGAAAACAUUAGGAACUAUCAAAUCACUGCCUAUAUUGGAAACUGCGUUAAGGUGCUUGAACCCUUUGAAAAGCCUCUCAAAAUCCAGAUGGGACUUUUGAUAUUAAGUGGAUAUCUGGACAAAGACAACUUAAACUUGAUUGGACGACAAGAUUUAUCUUUCUUGUGUAAGUUUGUUCUUGAAAACGUCUCCCUACGGAAUUUGACUCGUGAUGAAGAAACGUUGUUGUCCAAAGAUUAUGUGAAUGUGAAUAUUUCAGGUUUAAACUUGAAGAAUAUUCCAAUUGUUUUCCAUCAACAUACCUAUGAAAUUGAAAAGUUGAAUGUUGGUGAUAACCCAGGUGUCUAUGUACCGUUGGAUUUUAUUCAAUCGUCUACAAAUUUAACUUCAAUCAUUUUUUCAUGCAAUGGCUGCUCCAAGUUCCCUAUGAACUUUUUAGAAGCAAGGAGGUUAACUUACCUUGAUUUGGAGAAGAAUUUCCUUGAUGAAAUCCCAUCAAAGAUAUCUCAUUUGGAGAACUUGACCCAUUUAAAGUUAAAUUCCAACCAAUUAUCAACUUUGCCUAAAUCAUUUGGGAAAUUGAAGAACUUGGUUAGUUUGAACAUAUCUUCAAACUCGUUAACUCAUUAUCCAGAGGCUAUUAGUGAUUUGGUGAAUUUGGUUGAAUUAGAUUUAUCAUAUAACGACUUGCACUCACUUCCAGAAUCAGUUGGUAAUUUAACCAAACUUUCAAAGUUAAACCUUUGUUCCAACAAGUUGAAUAAGGUUCUUCCUAUUCAUAUUGGUCAAUUGGUAUCGUUAAAGAGAUUGGAUAUCCGUUACAACUAUAUCACCAAUAUGGAUGUCUUGGGGUGCUUGCCUAACUUAGAGGUUUUAUAUGCUUCUAAGAACAAUCUUUCUGCAUUUGUUGAUAAAAUGGAACGAUUAAAAUUGUUACACUUUGAUAAAAACCCAAUUACCUUAUUGGAAUUUGAAAAUAAGCUUCCAAACUUGACUGUUUUGAAUCUUUCUAGAGCAAAAAUCACCAGUAUACCAUCUGAAUUUAUUUCUAAUAUUCCUUAUGUUGAAAGGUUAGUUUUAGAUAAGAAUCACUUGGUCAAUUUGCCCAAUGAAAUUGGAUCAUUAAAGAAAUUGACCUCACUUUCUGUAUACGGAAACAACUUGCAAGUGUUGCCCAAUACUUUAAGCGAAUUAUCAAACUUACAAUAUUUGGAUUUGCAUUCCAAUAAUUUGCAAAUGUUACCUGAUGAUAUUUGGAGUAUGAAGUCGUUGACCUUCUUGAACAUAUCCUCCAAUAUCUUAACUACCUUUCCAAACCCUCCUAUUGAAGUUGUCAAGUCAAUUACUUCUGGUGGAGUGUUUAGAGACAUGGACAAGACCCCAUCCCCCGCAAAUGACCUGACUCCAGACCAAUCAAGAAGACCUUCAAGUCAAACUCCACUUGACGACCAAGUAUCUCCGAAGACUAUGGUUGCGAACAACAUCCUCCUGCUAGCAGGCUCUUCUGAAGAUGACAUAAAGUCUGACAGUAGGAAGAGCUUGGGACAUAGCUUACAGUUUUUAAUAAUGUCUGACAACAGAUUGACAAAUGAUGUUUUUGAAUCUGUUCUGUUCUUGAGUCAAUUAAUGUCGUUAAAUUUGUCCUAUAAUGAGCUUCUGGAGAUCCCACCAGGUACACUUGGUAGAUUAUCAAAUAUAACCGACAUUUAUUUAUCUGGUAAUGACAUCACUGCCUUACCAGAUGACAUUGAGAACUUGAAGCAAUUAAAACUUUUGUUCAUCAACAAUAACAAGUUGGUUUCGUUACCUGCAGAAUUAAGUAAGCUUCUUUUAUUACAGCACUUGGAUGUGGGUUCCAAUUUGUUGAGAUACAACAUUGCCAAUUGGCCAUAUGAUUGGAAUUGGCAUUGGAAUAAGAAUUUACGGUUUUUGAACUUUGCCGGCAACAAGAGAUUUGAAAUCAAACAGAGUCAUGUCAAGAAUCCAGAAACAGGUGAAUACUUUGACAGUUUGCUUGUGUUGAAGAACUUGAAGGUAUUGAAUUUAAUUGAUGUUACUUUGACCACUCCAGCAGUUCCUGAUCAAAACAUUGACAUGCGUAUCAGAACAACGGCCUCUGAACUAGAUAAUGUUGGCUAUGGUGUUGCCGACACGAUGGGGCUUCGGGAUGUGGUAUCCACUCGUGAUAUCUUCAUUCAGAAAUAUAGAGGUAACGAAGAUGAAGUCUUAUUCUGUUCAUUUGAUGGUAAGCUAGGUCAUUCCAGCCAUGGUCAUCGGAUCAGCGACGUGGCAAAGAAAUUGUUGGUGGCUAAGUUCACAGAGGAAUUGAAUGGUUUAUCUGGCAAGGACACAGUUGAAGAUGCCAUUAGAAGAGCAUUUUUAAGUUUGAACAGAGAAAUCAACGGUAUUUUGGCUGCUAAGAAGUAUGGUCAUUUUGUUGCAACACCUGAAAUGAGUAAAAGUAUGGUCGACUUGAAUCUUAACGAUGAUGCCUUGUCAGGUUGUGCCAUUGCCUUCAUCUAUAUCAAAGACAAGAAUCUUUAUUCUGCCAAUAUUGGUGAUUUGGAAGCAGUGUUAUCUCGAGGUAACGGUACUCAUGUUAUGUUGACGACAAAACACGACCCUACAACUAGAACAGAAUUUGAAAGAAUAAGAGCAGCUGGUGGAUACGUUUCUGGUGAUGGAACUUUAGAUGGAGAGCUACUGAUUUCUCGUGGUGUUGGUUUCUUCAAACACCUACCACACACUCAUUGUGGGCCUGAUAUCGAGCAUGUUACUUUGAACACUGCGGAUGAUGUAUUGGUGAUUGCAACGCAUGUCUUAUGGGAUUACAUAUCGUAUGACAUAGCUGUGGAUAUUCUUAGACAAGAGAAAGAUAAUCCUACGUUAGCAGCAGAGAAGUUGAGAGACUUUGCUAUAAGUUAUGGUGCUACUGACAAGAUUUGUGUUAACGUGAUUACAUUUGGUCAAAAGUUGAAGAAGAGUAGUGGGUUAUACAACAACUUGGUAAGAGAUCUUGAUAGCUAUGGAUACAAGAAGAAGAGAGAAAAGUCACAGUUUGGAGAUUCGGAAUUAAGAAGAUUGGAAGAGGAGAUUUCUCCACCAGUUGGAGAAUUGGCAUUGGUGUUUACUGAUAUCAAGAAUUCAACAUUAUUAUGGGAUGCUUAUCCCGUAGCUAUGAGAUCUGCCAUCAAGACUCAUAAUCAGAUCAUGCGUCGUCAACUUAGAAUCAUUGGUGGGUACGAAGUGAAGACCGAAGGUGAUGCCUUUAUGGUUUCAUUCCCCACUCCAACAGCUGCACUUUUAUGGUGUUUCACUGUCCAACAACAGUUGCUUACAGCUGAUUGGCCGUCUGAGAUUUUAGAUUCUGAUCAUUGUUGCCCUAUUGCAGACCCCAAGGGAGAGAUUAUUUUCCGGGGUUUAUCCGUUAGAAUGGGUAUUCAUUGGGGACUGCCAGUAUGUGAGACUGAUAUGGUUACUGGGAGAAUGGAUUAUUUUGGACCCAUGGUGAAUCGUUCCGCACGUAUUCAAGGUGUUGCUGAUGGAGGACAAAUUGCCAUAAGUGCUGAUUUCUACAGCGAAAUGCAUACGUUGUAUGAGAUCCAUAGAAGAGUGCUUGUUGGAGAGUCUACACUUGAACAAGAGUAUGGAGACAACAUAGUUGCUGGAGAGAUUAUUGAGAAGGAAAUUGAAUCCAUUGAAGAGUCCAAGAUCUCCUAUGUUGAUAUUGGGGAUAAAAAGUUGAAGGGACUUGAGGCACCUGAGCCUAUAACGUUAGCAUAUCCCAAGAAGUUGGAGUAUCGGUACGAACUGUUCAAGAAGGAACUUGACAAUAGUGAUGAAGACGUUUCAGUGAUAAGAUAUGUGGGAUCGCUUCCAGUUGAAGCCAUAUUUCAACUUCGAACUCUUUCUAUGCGUUUGGAAAAUGUGUGUGGGUUUUUAAGUGGAUCAAAGACCAAGGAGGACUCAUUUGCCAUGAACUCAUCAAAGAUUAUUGGAAGUAAGAUGGAAGGUUCCCUAAGAGAAAAGGAUAUGAUUUCACUUUUAAGCCACGUGGUGACGAGAAUUGAGCAUUGUGUUCAAGACAUUCAACUUCGGGUCGAGAUGAAUAAAUUCAAUGGAGGUGAUGGAUCUCUUUAUUCAAAUGCAAUUAGACCAAUGUCUUCAAUUAUGGAAGAGUUUUCUAAAUUGGUACAGGCGUAUCAAGAGUUGAAGUCGAAAGCAACAUAA